AGCGCCUAUUACAAACAAGUCGACCCAUUUGGAAAUUCAGGAAGGUUUUCUCUACUGAAUACCAACUUUCCAAACUUCUUCCACUCUAUGACAGUUGAUAGUCUAGAGUGCAGCAUAUGCUUGCAAAACCUUGUUCAUCCUGCUCAAUUACCAUGUGGUCAUAUAUUUUGCUUUUUGUGCAUUAAAGGUUGUGCCUUUCACAGGCGAAAAUGUCCUAUGUGCCGCAGUAGAUUCUCGUCGCGUUUUUUCGAUGAUCCCAAGUUAAUAAAUGUUUGCGAUCUACGUGAAAAUGAUCAAGAUAAAUUAAGUCACAUUGUUGACUUAUGUGAAUGCUUGUCAACUUUACCUCAAUCAGUCAAUGAUUCAUACUCUAAUGAAUUACCAAGUUAUUCUUGGUUCUAUGAAGGUUUCCAAGGUUGGUGGCAAUACGAUGAACGUACUUGUAAUGAGUUGGAGAAUGCAUUUAAUAGGCAAUUAUCGUCAUAUGAAUUGACUAUUGCAGGUUAUGUAUACAGUAUAGAUUUGAAAAAUAUGACUCAGAUCCGGAAAGAUCGUUCUGGUCGUUUGCGUCGAAUUAAACGGGACUUGCUAACUUGUGAAAAGAAGGGUGUAGCUGGAAUAAAAAUGUCCUCAAUUCAAUCAUCUAGCAAUAGUACAACAUCAGUGUGUAAACAGUUAGAAAUUGAGGAAGCGACUCAUUCCAACUCUAAUGGAGUUAAUGGGGUCCAAUGAAUAAUCCGUCUUCCAACUUACCGUGUUCAAAAUCCUCCAACAAUGGCUGUUUAGAAAGUGAAAGAUCAGAAGCUAAGCAGAUAGUAAGUGCAAGCCGAUCAAGUACACCAUAUUUAUCUGGAGAUGAAUGUGUUUCCAACUACUCACUAAAUUCUUCUGGAUCUCGUAAUCAACGUAAUCCAAGUCCUUCUACGUCAGGAGAAUCAUUGCGCCAUCACAAUCGUAAACGUUCUUAACUAUUGUCAUACUUCAGGCUCCUUUCAUAAUACUCUAAUUACUUACUUGGAAUAUAUAUAUAUAUAUAUAUAUAUAUAUAUAUAUAUAUAUAUAUUUAGUGUGUAGACCUGUUCAUCAGUUUUCUGUUGUAACUGUGAUUAUAUUGAAUAUUUGAUAAUGAGUUCACUUCAAAAUUUUAUUUCUAAUACUAUUUUAUAUAUACCCGAAAACUACCAAAAAGCUCAUAUAUAUAUAUAUAUAUAUAUAUAUAUAUAUAUAUAUAUAUAUAUAUAUAUAUAUAUAUAUAUCACAUCUGGUGUUUUAAUUCUAUUUGAAGCGCAUACUCUGUAAAUAAAAUUCGAGGUAGAG
Molecule: messenger RNA, 1317 nt
Organism: Schistosoma haematobium
Lineage: Eukaryota; Metazoa; Platyhelminthes; Trematoda; Strigeidida; Schistosomatidae
Exons: 4
Coding region: 88-732 (214 amino acids)
Biological process (GO): Wnt signaling pathway; ubiquitin-dependent protein catabolic process
Cellular component (GO): nucleus; cytoplasm
Molecular function (GO): zinc ion binding; poly-ADP-D-ribose binding; ubiquitin protein ligase activity
Source: RefSeq, a predicted model, not a curated record